This is a messenger RNA of Spea bombifrons (plains spadefoot toad), 1575 nucleotides long. RefSeq names its product keratin, type I cytoskeletal 47 kDa-like. The transcript has 8 exons. The record is from RefSeq and is a predicted model, not a curated record. Gene Ontology annotation, molecular function: structural molecule activity. The coding region runs from base 78 to 1433 and encodes 451 amino acids. Lineage: Eukaryota; Metazoa; Chordata; Amphibia; Anura; Pelobatidae.
AAUUCUGCAUCCACGUACUCUUUGUAGUGUUAUAAUUAUCUGAGCUGGUAGUGGAUACAUACACAUAGACAUCCAACAUGUCCUCAUUCCGUUCUAGCUCAUCUUAUCAAAGUGCUUCUAAUUACGGGCUAAGUUCUGGUGGUGGUUUAGGAGCCAGCAUUGGUGGUGGCUAUGGAGGCAGCAUUGAUGGUGGCUAUGGAGGCAGCGUUGGUGGUGGCUAUGGAGGCGGCUUUGGUGGUGGAGCAAGCAGCGGGUUUUCCAGCAGCUCUAGCAGUGGUUUUGGGGGGGCAGCAGUUAGCAACGGCUUUGGAGGUUUUCCUGGAAACGACAAACAAACCAUGCAGAACCUGAAUGAUCGUCUGGCAUCUUAUCUGGAUAAAGUGAGAGCCUUGGAGGCAGCUAACGGUGAUCUGGAGCUGAAGAUCCGAGAGUGGUACGAGAAGCAGCUUGCUGCUGGAGCUUCAGGAAGUGGCAAAGAUUACAGCAAGUACUUUCAAAUCAUCCAAGAUCUUAGGAACAAGAUUUUUGCCGCUACUGUUGAUAACACCCAGGUGGUUUUGCAAAUCGACAAUGCCAAGUUGGCUGCAGAUGACUUCAGACUGAAGUAUGAGAAUGAGCUGUCUCUCCGACAGACUGUGGAGAGUGACAUCAACGGAUUACGCAGAGUCCUAGAUGAGUUGACAAUGUCCAGAGGCGACCUGGAGAUCCAGAUUGAGAGCUUGUCUGAAGAGCUGGCUUACCUCAAGAAGAACCACGAAGAGGAAAUGGGAUUUGCAAAGAGCAGUGCCACCGGCCAAGUGAAUGUAGAAAUGGACGCUGCUCCAGGUGUGGAUCUGACCAAGCUUCUGAAUGAUAUGAGGGCAGACUAUGAAGCCUUGGCUGAAAAGAACCGCAAAGACGCGGAAGCAUGGUUCAACCAAAAGAGUAAUGAACUGAAGAAGGAGAUUUCAGCGGGUGUGGAACAGGUGCAGACGAGCAGGAGCGAAAUCUCUGACCUAAGACGCACUCUUCAGGCCUUGGAAAUUGAGCUGCAGUCUCAGCUGGCAAUGAAAAAAUCCCUUGAAGACACUCUUGGCGAGACAGAAGGCAGAUAUGGAGCUCAGCUUCAACAGCUCCAAAUCACCAUAAGCAACCUAGAAGAACAGUUUAUCCAGCUCAGGUCUGACAUGGAAAGACAGAAACUGGAGUAUCAGCAGCUCCUAGACAUCAAGAGCCGGCUGGAGAUGGAAAUUGAGACAUACCGCCGGCUGCUGGACGGAGAGCUUGGACAAUCCUCUUUUGCAUCAGAAAAAGUCACAGCUACUACAGAAUCAAAAGUCGCUACCAAAGUUGACCCAAGCAAAACAAGAAAAGUGAAGACGAUCAUUGAAGAAGUGAUUGAUGGAAAAGUUGUAUCUUCCAGCGUGCAGGAAAUUGAAGAAAAAGUCAAAUAAGAAGAGCGAUAUGGGACGAGUGCUCUCCUAGAGCAACAUAUCACUAAGAUCUCCAUUUAACACAAUUAACGAGUCGCUAACUUUCCAUGAAAUGAUAAUUUUGCAGAAUAUUUUAAAAUAAAAGGAAACGUUUCAGUAUGUA